Bipolaris sorokiniana ND90Pr is the source of this 1494-nucleotide messenger RNA. RefSeq lists its product as uncharacterized. Bases 85 to 1494 code for a protein of 469 amino acids. Gene Ontology annotation, biological process: transmembrane transport. The record is from RefSeq and is a predicted model, not a curated record. The transcript has 7 exons. Gene Ontology annotation, cellular component: membrane. Lineage: Eukaryota; Fungi; Ascomycota; Dothideomycetes; Pleosporales; Pleosporaceae. Gene Ontology annotation, molecular function: transmembrane transporter activity.
CAAGCCUUCAAUAUUUUUGGGCCAUUGUCCACAUGUUUCAUCUCUCUGCCUGAACCUCCUGUCUUGGCAAAAGAUCAAGCAAACAUGAAAGGUCUUACAGAUACGGUCGUUUCCGACGAAAGUAUCCAACUAGCAAAUACGCCCACUGUAAACAAAAAACAUGGCACGCAAAGAGACGAACGAGAUAUGGAACGCAUGGGCAAACGCCAACAGCUCAGGCGACAAUUCAAGUUUUUGACAAUCUAUGGAUUUGGCGUCGUCCUCGGUUGCACAUGGGAAUACGCACUGAUCGGAAGCGGCAUCUCCCUCUACAACGGAGGACCUGCUGCCGGUAUAUGGAUGCUCCUCGUUGUCUGUUUCGGCAUGCUAUGCAUCACCCUUUCCUUCGCAGAAAUGGUCUCCAUGGCCCCGACGGCUGGUGGUCAGUAUCACUGGGUAUCCGAACUUGCACCAUCCAAACAGCAAAAAUUCAUAAGUUACGUAGUCGGCUGGCUCACAGUAAUUGCCUGGCAAUUCUACGUCUCAGGCACUGCCUACGCUCCUCAUCGCCUUAAACCUUCCCUCAUAUACGAUAAAAGGCUGGCACGGCACGGCACCCUCCUCUCCAUAUACAUAACCCUCUCUUCCAUCUUCUGGAACACGCUCCUCGUCAACAAACUACCCUUAAUGGAAGGCAUAGCCCUAACACUGCACAUACUAUCUUUCUUUGCCUUCAUCGUAGUCUUCUGGGUCAUGGAUGCGGCGGACGUGAUGCCGAGGGCUAUAGUGGCUACGCCAUUUGCGAAUUAUGUGCUUACGUUUGUGAUGGCUGUGACGGUUUUUUUGAACUUGGGAACGGAGAGGGGAGGCGUGAGGGAGACGGGGUUGGGACAGCCGUGGAUACAGAUUCUGGCUAACGCGACCGAGUCGAAGGUUGCGGCGAAUGUGUUGACGGUGGUGGUUUUGCUGAUGUUGCUGUUUUCCUGUAUUAAUCAGUUGACAGCUGCGUCGAGACAGUUGUGGUCUUUUGCAAGGGACGAGGGAUUACCGUUUUCGGGGUGGCUUUCUUAUGUACCUAGAGGCCGGGAUAUCCCCAUCAACUCAGUAGUUUUCACCUUUGUGUUUACAGCACUUGUAUGUCUUAUCAUCAUCGUUUCGCCCUUCACUUUCAACAUCACAAUUGCCUUGGGAGCUUUUAGUGGCACUAUCGGCGAUAUCACAGUAAUUAGCUUCAUGCUGAGAAGAAGGUUGCUUAAAGAGCCUCUCCUUCCUUCUCGCUUCAAUCUCGGUAGAGCAGGCAUCUUAAUGAAUUUUGGCGCCAUUUCGUAUAAUUCGCUUGCAGUUGUCUUCCUCGCCUUCCUCGCCUUCCUGGAAGCACCCCAGCCCUCGUUGGUAAACAUGAAUUGGUCAUGUCUAAUGUUUGGCACUCUUUUCGGCGUUGCGAUGGUGUGCUAUUUCCUCUUUGGAAGGCGUAGCUACAAAGGCCCGGUAGAGUAUGUUAAAAAGUCAGUGUAG